GUCAUUUCCCGGCGUCGGGCCGGUACGUUUUCCCACAGAAGCCGAUAAAAUUGCCCCCAAAACGAGCAGAACGCCCGGACCUAAACUGGACGGACAGCGCUCGGAAUCCAUCGAUUUGCGUUCGGUUCACAAGAGACGAACAUAAAAACAAGAGAAAGAGUGGCGCAAAAGGGUGGAGAGAAAGAAAGGGCGCGUGGGAGGAGACACGCGGCAGCGUGGAGAGUCGUUUACGUCGUUUCUAUGGCGAUUGAAAAUACGCGAGGCAGCGCCACAAGUGAGUUUCUGGCCGGAAGGCGCACCAGACGGCGGCAGCAAGCUGCGAGCGCCAUUCCAAGUGCACUGGAGGCGAGCGUCACGACGUCGAGACAUGUUUACGCCCGACGACCUCUGCACGCGUCUCACUGAACCGACGGGGACUUGACAAACCCCGGGAGACCUCACCAGCUGGACUGCAUAUUCAGACGCUCUUCGACGCUGCUGGCGUCAAUUGUUUGCGAGUGGAAACGUUCGUUUUCGAGAAGCGGCGACAGAAACGGCAACACCACCGAGACCCUCUACACAAUUUCUCCUGGUUUGUGUUCGCGUGUUUGCAACGGUACUCUGCAAUUCACGAGAAGCACCGCCCUCACACCGUCGCGGUGCGGGCUUCGUAUAACCCCUGUGUGGUGCGCAUUUUUUAUGAGUGCAAGUAACACACGUUUUUCACACCGGGCCAUGACUAUUUAAUCUUCAUCUUCGCCACGUGACUUGGCCAGGUUUGUAACGUGCUUUUCCGCUAGAGGACCGUCGAUACUGGGGGUGGUAUGCUCUCGGUGCUUUUCCAUUGCUUAGCGGACAGCAACAUCAGCCCCCUCAAGUUUGCUGGUUCGUAAUUCUGCGCACCAGACGCGACUGUGGAGAGGAGAGAUCCCAGUCUGGUCGUGCCGUACUGCCGCAUGGGCCGUCCAGAAGAAUUAUGGAAGCCAAUGGAACAGGCAAGGCUGCUGCCGCGGUUGCACCUCGAAUUCGGAAGGUCAACAGCACCCACUCCCGCUUUCUGGCCGAGGCCGCGCAGCGGAAGGCGCUCAUGGGCACCUUCUUUGCCAACGGUGACCCUUUCUCGUCGGGCAUCAAGGUGUCCAUCAUCCCCGGACGCGACUUCAAGACAAUCGAACACCUCUACGACUACCUCUCGGAGAGGCUCCAAGUCAGCAACGGCGUCCGCAUCAUCUUCACCCUUGACGGAAAAAAGGUGGCGUCUCUGGAUGACCUCGAAGACGGAGGAUUCUACGUGGCCUCCGGUUCUAGAACUUUCACGCCUCUGGCCUACGGUCAGACCAGAGGUCGCGCGACGACGCAGCGUUCGGAAGAGGACCCGAGUCGCCUGAUUCAGCCCGUAGGUAACAAGAAACCUCCCGGUGUCUUGCGCAAGGGACAGGGGAGUUCGGGCAGCCUGCCCGGCUCUGGCGGUAGGGAAGACGGCCGUGUGAUAGACAUCGUUGACCGACUGGACCCGGAGCACAAGAGUCGAGUGUUGCUCAACCUGAAGACUACGCAGACAUUCGAGGAAGUGAUCAAGGACUUGGGUGAUGCGCUGAACAUGAAGAGCGUCAAAAGGAUGACCACUGGCCAAGGAGAGGUGGUGCGGAGUUUCUCCCAGAUCAAGUAUGACCUCCGGGACGUGGACACCUUCUACUUGGAGCCCGGAGACACGCGGCUGGGUCGGCGGAGGACGCGGUCCUUCCACGCGGCCGACGAGCUGCGGGACGAGGACUACGACCGCGGCGGGGACGCCGACCGGGUGCCGGACGGUGCGGACCGCGCCGACACCCCUGCGCUCCAGCGGAGCAGGGCAGGGAGCAGUGCCAAACCGGUGUCGAGGUCCGAGAGUGCACCCAGCCUCGAAGAUCUUGCCGACAACGAAGAAGAAAGAAACGAAAGCGUUCAGAGCCAAGGACAAGAAGAUGCUUUUCCGACGCAAGAGCCACUUCCGGCCGAGUAUGACAUCUACGGGGAGGUCAACGAAAAAAAAGUAAUGCCCCGCCGCUUCGCUGCGCGGAUCCGAACUAAUUUAAUAGAAAAUAAGAAUACUAGUGCGAAGAGUGGAUUUUAA
This is a messenger RNA of Ixodes scapularis (black-legged tick), 2092 nucleotides long. Its product is annotated as echinoderm microtubule-associated protein-like CG42247. Gene Ontology annotation, biological process: intracellular signal transduction. The record is from RefSeq and is a predicted model, not a curated record. Bases 956 to 2092 code for a protein of 378 amino acids. Lineage: Eukaryota; Metazoa; Arthropoda; Arachnida; Ixodida; Ixodidae. The transcript has 4 exons. Gene Ontology annotation, cellular component: microtubule; microtubule organizing center.